AGCCGCCGCCGUGCGCCCCGUCGGGGGGGGCCGUGCCCGCAGCCCGGCCCGGCCCGGCCCGGCUCGGCUCCUCCCGAGGAGGCGGUGCCGUCCCGGGACCGCGCUUGGCUCCGCAGCCCCGCGGGGCCGCCCGGCUCGGCCGCCCCGAGCCGCCGCUGCCAUGCCGGUGACGGUGACAGUGACACUGCCCGGCCCGGCCCCGUGGGGCUUCCGCAUCUCCGGGGGAAGAGAUUUCGGGAAGCCCAUCACCGUCUCCAAGGUGACGGAGCACGGGAAGGCGGCCACGGGUGACCUCCGGCCGGGGGAUGUCAUUGUCACCAUCAAUGGGGAGAGCACGGCUGAGAUGCUCAACGUGGAGGCGCAGAACAAAAUCAAGAAGAGCCCGGGGCAGCUCCGGCUGGAGGUGGAGAGGUCCCCGGUGCCAUCUCCCAGCCACACCAACGGGGACACCUCGCUGGAGAGGUUGGCCACGCGUUUCCAGGACAUGCUGCAGAUGCCGAGUGACAGCCAAAGUGCCCUGAGGACCCUCGACCCCAGCCUGGCAUCCCUCACCCACCCACCUGGCAGUGCCAGCUCACAGGAGCAGGAGUUCACCUGUCCCGGCCUCCGCCAGGAGCGACCCCCGAGCCGCCAGAGCAGCUCCCAGGGACCCGUCCUGCCUCCCCCCCACCGGCCACCCUCACCGGAGCUCGGAGCUCCCCAAACCCCCUGGGCAGCCCCCAGGGAGAGGCGCCUCUCCUCCCCUUCUGCCAGCACCUGCCACAGCCAGGGCUCGGAGCCGACCAUGAGGCGCUUGGAGGAGGACUCGGAGGUCUACAAGAUGCUGCAGGAGAACCGGGAGCUGCGGACGGCCCCGCGGCAAUCCAGCACCUUCCGCCUGCUCCAGGAGGCGCUGGAGGAUGAGGAAGGAGGAGGUCCCGCAGCCCCCUUCCCCAGCCGGCUCUCGGCCGGGGCCCGCAAGCCCGUGGCCGGGGUGCAGAAGCUGCACGUCUGUGAGAAGUGCGGGAGCAGCAUCGCGACACAAGCGGUGCGGAUCCAGGACGGGCGCUACCGGCACCCGUCCUGCUACACCUGCGCCGACUGCGGCCUCAGCCUGAAGAUGCGCGGCCACUUCUGGGUGGGGGACGAGCUGUUCUGCGAGAAACACGCCCGCCUGCGCUACCAGGGACCCCCGGGGGGGCCCGUGCCCCGGCCCGUGUCCCCCCGCUCCUGAGCCCCGGCCACCGGCACCGCGCGGUGGGGUCAGCCCAGCGCCCCCCGUGACCCCAGGGGGGGUUAGGGCUGGGCUGGGGGCUGAGGACGCUGCCGGGCUGGGGAUGGAUGGGGUUUGGGGGGGAUGCGAUGCAGCCGCCCGUCUUCACCCCUUCGUGGGUGAGUUCUCAGCCUGGGGGACACCGAGGGGACAUUGUGGCGGGGUCGCUUGAGCACUUGGGUACCGAGAGGGGCUGGCACCGCUUGUGCACUGACUGCAAAGGGCUUCUCCGAGGAAUUAAACCAGAUUCUUUUCAAAUAUAAUAUAUAUUUGCUCCA
This is a messenger RNA of Haemorhous mexicanus (house finch), 1530 nucleotides long. RefSeq names its product PDZ and LIM domain 2 (gene PDLIM2). The record is from RefSeq and is a predicted model, not a curated record. Bases 161 to 1213 code for a protein of 350 amino acids. The transcript has 10 exons. Gene Ontology annotation, cellular component: adherens junction; Z disc; stress fiber. Gene Ontology annotation, molecular function: muscle alpha-actinin binding; actin binding. Gene Ontology annotation, biological process: actin cytoskeleton organization; heart development; muscle structure development. NCBI's taxonomy places the organism in Eukaryota, Metazoa, Chordata, Aves, Passeriformes, Fringillidae.